Molecule: messenger RNA, 5535 nt
Organism: Stegastes partitus (bicolor damselfish)
Lineage: Eukaryota; Metazoa; Chordata; Actinopteri; Pomacentridae
Gene: katnip
Product: katanin interacting protein
Exons: 28
Coding region: 165-5036 (1623 amino acids)
Source: RefSeq, a predicted model, not a curated record
CACUGGGAAAAACUCGUUAAUUUCAAGACUAAUGGCUAACAAAGUGGCGCUUCACACGGACUCGGUGAUCAAACACAGAUUUCAGAGAUUUGUUUGAGGAAGGAUCGGCCCUCUUCGAAAAUAUGGGAUAGGGUCAUGUGAGCAGCAUCAUCUGCAGCCACACGAUGGAUAACGAGGAGAACAAGACGUGCCAAGGAGAGAAGCUUGCUUCUGCUGUAGAUGACACUCUGGAUGAAUAUUUAAUCGCCCUCCAGCACAAAAACAGGAUCUUAAAGCGCCUUAAAGUCAAAGACUCCAGGGAGAUUGAGUUGGAACAGCUUGAGCAAGGUUUUUCAAUUUAUCUCAACGGAGCCAAUGCUGAAGCCAGUAGAAAGCAGCCCAGGGGCUCCAACCGCAAGUCUGUCUCCUCCCCACCUGGUUGGAGGCCUACACGUACAGCAGAUGUCUGUCGAAGCGCCCACCAGUUAACUGAAGAUAGUUGUAAUCUGGAGCAGAAUCAGAAGAAGAGGAGCCAAACCGCCCCAGGAAAGGUCCAGAGGAAAGAAUGGGUGAAGGGUCCUGUUAAAAUUCGAACAAAGGAUGGAUCAAGUUUGCAGAUAUCCCCGCAGAAGCGCUACUCUGAGGAUUUUGAGCCCUAUGAAAGUGUAGGCAUGGAGAGCUCCAGUCCACGCUCACCUCGAAGUCCUUGCUGCUCGAGGGACCCCUGCAAGGUGUCACGCUCCUUCAGCUCCAGGCCUGAGAGCCAGGGAGGCCAAGCAAACCAGGAGCACAGCGAGAAGGUUCUCCUCAACCUCGAGGAAGUGAAGGUUUUGCGUCGGAGCCUGGAGGUUAGCAUGCGACGCAGCAGCCGCGACUCGGCAGGGGAGGAGUCGGAUGAGGAGUGGAUAGAGGAGCAGAUUGAGAGGGAGGAGAGCACUGAGAGUCUGGAUGAACUGGGGCUGCCUCUCCCCUCCUCCAAGUCCUCUUCCAACUCUCGGCCCAGCGGCACCAAUAGCCAUUUCGACUCAGCAAACCUCAUUGUCCUGGAUUUUGGACCCUCACCUAAAGGUCGUAAGAUUGAACGUUCUCUCUCUGCAAAAAGGAAAGAAAGCAUUGACAGCUUUAUACCUACCAAGCCUAUGUUGGUGAGGAGCAAAACAUUAGAUAGACCGCCUUCAAAAGAGAGCCGGGAUGGUCAGAGGCCGAGGAGUCGGGUGGAGAGACCCCUGUCAGCAACCAGAAAGGCUUCUGUUGAGGAGCGAGACCCAGAGGAGGUUGCGUGCAGGGUGCGCCAGGCCAUACAGAGAGAAAAUGACCCUGUGCAGACUGCUGAGUUCUUCAACCGCAACAUGGCCAGGGGACACCAGAUGAUGAAUGGCUUAGUAACCCACAACACCCAUGACAAGGAUGACAACAAUGUCUCUCUGGCCAUGCAGAGAAUCACGCUCAUGGGCCUCACGCAACAACAGAAAUUGCUGAAAGCGUUGGAGAAACUUGAUGCUGGACCCAGCUACCACAUUCCUCAGAGUGUCAAAACAGACUACAGCAAGCAGCUGAGAAGGCAGUCCUCAGCAGAGGUCACCCCUGCACUGUAUGUUACCAUGGAGAUCCUGUCAAACUGGGGGAGCACUUUGCAUGUUGGGCUGACUGAGUUGCAGUUCUUCUGCCUCAGAAACAAGAAGUUGUAUGUGUCGCCUCACGACUUAGACAUCAGGAAUGCUGACUACCCCGGGAAUCUGGGGGCACUCGUCAACGGAAAGGUGAAGACCACCAAAGAGCGUCACAUGUGGACGUGCCCAUUCCACCCUCCCAUCCAGCUUUACUUCAUCAUCAGAAACACAGAGCGCUCCCCAGACUUUGGAAUAUCAUGCAUCAAAAUCUGGAAUUACAACAGAAGCCUCAACGAGCUUGACAUAGGUGCACGCCAUAUAAAGCUGUAUCUUAACAGCACAUUGGUGUUUGAAGGUGAGCUGGAGAAGGGCUGUGGCAACCAAGUCUUUGACUACAGCACCACCAUUGACCUCCAGGAUUUCCAGCCCUCAGACUCUGUGUUUUCCAGCCCUGUGUCUUCAGGACACAACCUGCGGGGUGUCAGCCCCCAUCGCUAUGAGGACAGGAAGCGUGGAGAGGGCAGCAGCAGCACCCAGCGAUUCCAGAGUUCAAAUACCCUGUCAGACACAACAAGCCAGAGUAUGGUAGACAUGCAGGAGAAAUCGCAUACACCUCUACCACCCAUCACUCCUUCAGUGGGUGCUUCAUCCUCCAUCCGCCGCUCGUCUACGCAAAGAAAUUCAUUUGACCUGUCUGCCUCAGAAGAGCCCCACUCCCUCAGGCAGCAGGUGGAGCAGCCGGCACCCAUGGAGCAUACAGUCACCACGCAGCCAGCCUCUUCACGGGUUGCACCUCAGUGGCUGCAGCCCCUGAACAGAGGCGCUCCAGAGGGCUGCGAGUCCAGCAGGGAGAGGCCCCGGUGGCUGGUACCUCAGCACUCUGCAGAGCCCAAACCUCCAUCAUCCUCAUCAUCUUCUAUGCUCCCAGAGCUGCCAUGUAACCCAGCCAGGGUGUGCAGAGGAGGGGAGAGGACGACAAAUGGAGUUCAGUGGAAGGCUGACUCUUUAGACCUGAGCUGUGACCUGCUGGAGGAGCUCGGGGAGCAAAAGCCAGACAGGCCCAUCAGUGGACGCAGGAGCUCAUUUAGAAACUCUGCAGCCUCUGGCAGGCAGACGGAGGAACAACACCUCAGAGCUACAGCGCUGACAAACACCGAGGAGCCGAUGUCUUUGGUGAACACUAGCAGGAGGCAGUCCAGCUCUCGAGCCCAGCUGCACAGCCAGCAGGAUGACACCCUCAUGGAGUCCUGGGACUCUCUCACUAAGUUCAACCAGUGUCAGCGUGGACGCAUCUCCAACAUGGGCUUCGAAGGAGACAUCUUUGAUGAGUUCCUUCAGCGGCAGGUCCGUGGUCCACCCACAGUCCCAGUCAACCCCUCCACAGCACCCAGGAGCCCACUGUCCUCCUUGAACACUCAGGGGACGCUGUGUGAAGGUGCUGAUGAUGAUCCAUCAGUGGAGCGGGAGGACGAGUUUGAGAUCCCGGUGCUGCCGCAGGGCCAAAGGCUGGUAAUCAACAUUGUGUCUACAUGGGGUGAUCGUCACUAUGUGGGCCUCAACGGCCUGGAAGUGUUCAGCUCUAGUGGAGAGCCUCUUCGACCUGCUCAUAUCCGUGCUGACCCACCAGACAUCAACAUUCUCCCAGCUUACGGCAAGGAUCCACGUGUGGUCACCAACCUGAUCGAUGGCGUUAAUCGCACUCAGGAUGACAUGCAUCUUUGGCUAGCCCCGUUCACCCCUGGUCGAAGUCACACCAUCUUCUUGGACUUCGGCGCUCCCUGCCAGGUGGCCAUGAUCCGUGUUUGGAACUACAACAAGUCACGCAUCCACUCAUUCCGAGGUGUAAAAGAAGUGGAAAUGAUGCUGGAUGGAAGAUGCAUCUUUAGGGGAGAGAUUGCCAAGGCCUCUGGGACCCUUUCUGGAGGACUGGACCAGUUUGGGGACACUAUCCUGUUCACCACUGAUGAUGAAAUCCUGGAGGCCAUGUCUCGCUAUGAUGAAACCUUCCUUAGUGAAGGUGAAGGUCCUGAGAGUUUGGUGUAUGAGGAGGAACUGCAGAGGCCACGCACUGCUGAUGGAGAGGGAGAGGAAAGACCUUUCACACAGGCUGGUUUCAGAGAGGAAGACCUGACUUUGAAACUUCAACUCAACCCUACCGUGAGCCAAUCUGAGGAGAAUUUGGACCUUAUUCCUGGGAUGUACACUGGAAAGUGCCUUAGACUGGAACUGGUCUUGACUUGGGGUGACUCCCAUUACAUGGGCCUGACAGGAGUGGAGGUGGUGGGGAAGGAUGGAGAGAGUUUACCUUUAGACCUCAGUAUGAUAACUGCUUCACCCAGGGACCUCAACGACCUGCCUGAAUACGGACAUGACCUGCGUACACUUGAUAAACUUAUUGACGGCCAUAACAUCACCACUGAUGACCAGCACAUGUGGCUGAUUCCUUUCUCCUAUGGAGAGCCCCACAUCUUGAACAUUUCCUUCAGCAAGACCCAAACUAUCGCUGGUCUUCGCAUCUGGAACUACAAUAAGUCUCCUGAGGACUCUUACAGAGGGGUGAAAGUGAUCCAUUUGUUCAUGGACGAUGUUGCCAUCUCCCCAACGGAAGGAUUCCUGAUUAGGAAAGGACCUGGCAAUUGUCACUUUGACUUUGCUCAGGAGAUCCUCUUUGUGGACUUCCUCCAGACGCCCACAGAUAACAAGAGUAAUGAAGACUACCACAGGGGAAGCUCUAAGAAACAAGAACAUGCCAGCAUGGACUAUGAAGCUCCCAUCAUGCCUUGUGGAUUCAUCUUUCAGCUGCAGCUGUUAACAACCUGGGGAGACCCGUACUACAUCGGCCUCAACGGCCUCGAAUUUUACAACCAGAACCACGAGAAGAUCAGUCUGAGCGACAACAACAUUGCCGCUUUUCCAGACAGUGUUAAUGUGCUGGAUAACGUGAGUGGUGAUGUGAGGACUCCAGAUAAAUUAAUAGACGGCGUCAACAGUACCCACGAUGGAAGACACAUGUGGUUAGCGCCGGUGCUACCUGGACUGGUGAACCGCGUGUACGUCAUCUUUGAUCAGCCAGUGACCGUUUCAAUGAUCAAGUUGUGGAACUAUUCAAAGACAUCUCAGAGAGGAGUGAAAGAGUUUGGACUGCUGGUGGAUGACCUCCUGGUGUAUAACGGCAUUUUGGACAGCGUGAGCCACGUGGCAAGAGGCAUCCUGCCGACCUGUGACCCAGCGGUGCCCUACCACACCAUCCUGUUCACAGACAAUGUCUACAUAGCGCAUCGUGAGAGGAACACCGUCAUUAGUAAUUAUGUGGAGGAUCAGGAUGUGAAGAUGACCAAUGAGAAUCAGAUAGUUCAUCACAACAAGAAGAAGCAGACAGCAGAUCCAGCUCUGCGGCCUAAAACCUGCAUGACCGACGGUGGGAAACAUGGAAAGAGGAGGUACUGACUGACGAACUGACAGACACGGAUUCAAUGUUUAUAAAAAAAGAGAGCAGAACUAACGGAGGGAUCCUUCGGCCGAUUGUUUCCUUCCACUUCUCGGUGUGAAAACCUCCUUCACAAUGAGUCCCAAAGCAGCCAUGAUUUGUAAUGACGUCGUGUCUGUGGUUCACAUGGUUCACUCUGGGGAGGAUGGAGCUCGUACACCGGACACAAACACAAACAUAAACCCGCAGGAUUCCACUUUAUGGUUGGAUUAUACCCCCCUUCCUUAGCUGUGAAAACACACCCGCAGAUACAUGUUUUCUUCAACGUGUACCGUACAGCUGCUCUGGUCGUCCCCUCUCACAGUGCCAGGAGAAAAACCUGCAAGGCUGCAUUUUUUAUCAGCCCUUUUAUUGUGCCUAGUACUACACACUAUAUCUGUGGCUGCUACUUGUGACUUUCGUGCUGCAUAUUCUAAUGCUGCUUGUGGCGUGUAAAUACUCAAAAGAAAAAAGGAGGAG